This is a messenger RNA of Filobasidium floriforme, 1489 nucleotides long. RefSeq lists its product as uncharacterized. The transcript has 3 exons. Bases 96 to 1394 code for a protein of 432 amino acids. NCBI's taxonomy places the organism in Eukaryota, Fungi, Basidiomycota, Tremellomycetes, Filobasidiales, Filobasidiaceae. The record is from RefSeq and is a predicted model, not a curated record.
ACGCUCCAGCCAAUUACCUGGGGAACCACGAAGUGAUCGCUUUCGAUCAACUGGACCAAUACUCUUUCACGACCUCUGGCCAUCAACACAUCUUCAUGACAGCUGAGCAAGACGCUAAAGCUUCCAAUAUGGACUCUCCGAACGAUACCACAGUGACCAGUACGACCUUCGGAGAAGUCCAACAGGAGCAGGUCGAACCGACCUCGGCCGAUUUGGACAAAAUGCACGAUGCUCCAUAUACACUUCCUCUGGAUCCUCAAGCGGAGCAGCUCUUGCCCAACGAGAUCAUGGCCCAUAUCUACUCCUUCUGCUGGCAAGGUACGCUGCUCAACUGUCUUACGGCCAGUCAACUUCAUUUCGAUCUUGCCGCUCGGGAGAUGUACCGUCACGCGAGCACUCACAUUCUCGCGAAGGGUGCUUCGGAGGAAGAUUCCUACUGGUGCAGACACUUUCUGUUCUCGGAAGAUCGGAAUACACGUAAUUCUGCAGCACAGCGCUUGCGUGAUAAAACAUAUCGGAGCGCAAUCUCGGGAUUACGGGACGAGGGAAUACGGGACGAAAUAUGGAUGUAUCUCGAUUCGAAGCAAUUCCCAAACUUCGAAUUGUUGAUCGGUCAGCUUCCCAACCUGAGAGCGUAUGCCUGGACCACCAGCUUCGGCGACUAUCACGCUCAGCGAGAUGAGAGCGGAAAGUGGAAUCAACUUUCGUUGGCAAUCGAAUCUGCUGCCGAGUUUCUUGAGUAUGGCGGGCUUUCUUACACAAAAGGCUUGGCUGCAAACAUGGAGACAACUCUGGAUUCGUUGAAGCUCUACCAAGGCAUGGUCGAUCCGGAAGAAUGGGACUCUGACGAGGAAGAGUAUGCUAUUGAGAAUCAGCGCGAAUGGGCCGAGCUGAUUAGCGAGGUAUCAACCUUCCGCGAUGGCUUGAAGAGCCUGAGGAUCAUUACCAGUUCGCGAGCUCCGGAGUCGGACGUGCAUCUCCUGCAUCGACUGAUGUCUCCGUCACUUGUCCAAUUGAACCUGUCUGAAAUAAAUGGUGCUGAACUGGAGAUGAUCCUCUUGUGGGACGUGCCUCAGCUACGCCGUAUAGAGGUGACACUUAAGGCCCAAAGCGAUUGGAAGAUCGCCAGUCAGCAAAACAUCACCGGCUUUUGCGCUGGUUGUCCAAACCUGGAAGAAAUCCAAAUCGAAGUGGAGUUUCCAACAAACCGAAUUGGAACGAGUACCUUCGACUUCGUCAUGUGGCUUUGCGCCUUGUUACCGACAAAGUGCAAUGUCGCUGUCCGGGAGCAGAGUUGGUAUGGGGGUAAACCGCCUAGGGACCCCUGGAUGGAAGAAGCCGUGGUUUGGUAUCGAAAGAUCCGACAGCUCGAGCAGCAACCGAGAUCGCUCUAGCCUCUGUCGCGCAAUACUCUACUUCGCUUCAGCUUGUUCGCUCGAGCGACACCUGUCUGUGUAACAUCUCGUCCGGACGGAAAUUUCUCCGGUCU